Molecule: messenger RNA, 2987 nt
Organism: Solea solea (common sole)
Lineage: Eukaryota; Metazoa; Chordata; Actinopteri; Pleuronectiformes; Soleidae
Product: alpha-1,3-galactosyltransferase 2-like
Exons: 6
Coding region: 796-1812 (338 amino acids)
Biological process (GO): carbohydrate metabolic process
Cellular component (GO): vesicle; membrane; Golgi apparatus
Molecular function (GO): hexosyltransferase activity
Source: RefSeq, a predicted model, not a curated record
ACUAUGGGUGUCAUCACUGUCACCUGCAAGGGAUUAGAGAAUUAUUAGUCAACCUGUUUCUAUGCGCACUGGAACCGAGUGUGGCACAGAGAUCCAACACAACAGCGCGUGGAAAUCAAUUAUUUUGCGUAAAUGUCAAAAAUAAUCAUAACCAUGUAAAUCUGGAGCUGCGUCUCAUUCAUGGAAGUAUUUGACAGCAGUUAUUUAAAAUGGAAUCUUCCAAUAACAUACCGUUUAUCUUGUGUAUUUGUUGAUUAAUUUUGAGGGAGGCGUUUAAGGGCGUAUCAGUUAGUUUGUUUAUUCAUUUAAACAUGCAAACACAGACUUAUUGUGUGACAGUUUCUGGAUGCUCAUCCUUCCGCCAUCAGAGUUUCUCCCGUUUACGCAUGGCUCAGUGUUUCCGUGAAGAACUAUAAUACAUGUGGGGUUUUUUUUUAUAUAUAUAUCCCAAACUUUUGCGUAGAACGCUUGCGUACGCCUUCUUUCUUUUGUGCGUACGCAAGCUUGACUUGAGUGUAAGUGAGGCCUGCAGGAACUAAACUGCAGGAGCUUCAGACACUGAACCGCUCCCUCCGCUCCGUGUGUUUGAGUCGAAGACAGACCGAAGACGAUUCGUUAACAACCGACUGUCCUCGGUGUGGCUCAACCUCUGUGAGUCUCCAGGAACAUUUUAAUUCAUCUGGGGAAAACAUUUAAGAGGAACGACUUUUGUCUCCAGCAGAUCACGCAGUUGCCUUCACUUUACCUCACACGAGGAAUCAGUCGACUGACGUUGGAUGCCUGUGUUUUUCACAAAUGAGCAGAUUUGUUCAGAGGAUGAAGGGUGUUUGGAAGUGUGUGCGUUUCCUUCCAGUUGUGCUGUGUGUUCUUUACUUUGUUUCUCCGUCUUUGAAAUACUUUGUGAAGUAUAUUCAUAUGGAGAGAUGCUCUCUGAAGAGUGCAAAGGAUCUGAUUCUGGACAACAGAGUUGAUGCCAGUCUUGACCUUGUGAGCAGGGAUGAUGUGCAAACGUGCACAUACUGGAGAGCUCCGAUCAUCUGGGAGGGAAUGUUUGAUCCUGAGAUUUACGACGAGACGCACAAGAAGAAAGGCUCCUCUGUGGCUCUGGUGGUGUUUGCUGUAGGCAGGUACCUGGAUGCUUACCUCAACACCUUCCUGAACUCGUCGGAGCGUUACUUCAUGUUGGACUUGCCGGUGACGUACUACGUGUUCACAGACCGGCCGGCGAAGGUGCCACCACUGAAGCUUCCUCCUCACCGAAGCAUGAAGGUGAUGAAAGUGGAGAAGCAUGCCAGGUGGCAGGAUAUCUCCAUGAUGCGGAUGAAGACCAUUUCAGACGCCAUAGAGACGGACAUUAAGCAUCGCUGCACGUAUGUCUUCUGCUUCGAUGUGGACCAGGAGUUUACUGGGAGGUUUGGUUCGGAGGCGCUGGGAGACUCCGUGGCUCUGCUCCAUACCUACUUCUUCAACCUGCCAAAGAUGUUGUACACCUAUGACCACAACCCAAAGUCCAAAGCUUACAUGGAAACUGGGGAUCUCUACUACCACGCUGCUGUCUUUGGAGGCACGUGGGAAAGUGUCAAAGCGCUGGUGGACGCCUGCCACCAGGGCAUCAUGGAGGACAAGCGCAACCGCGUGGAGGCUCUGUGGCACGACGAGAGUCACCUGAACAAGUACCUGUGGAUCCACAAACCCAGCCGAGUGCUCUCCCCCGAGUACUGCUGGGACCCACUGAGCGGCAAAAACAGCGUAGUUCAAGUCCAGCGACUGGUGUGGGCGCCCAAACAGUAUAAGAAACUACGCGCACCUUAGACUGAUUGGGUUGGCAUUGUUGCCUGACAGCAAGAAGGUCACCGGUUCGAAUCCCAGUUUUCCACACCAGGACAUUGGACACUCUAAAUCAGUGGUCUCAAAGUGGCGGCCCCCAGGGGGACCACAUGUGGCCUUCCAAACAAUAUCAAGUUGUAUGGAGUUAUUUCUGUAUUUUUUUUUUUUUGUUUUUUUUAAUUUAUAGAUUAAAUAGAUUAAUUUUUUUUUUAUUGUGAAUAUUGUUGCAUAUUAAAGCAAGCACUUUUAUUUUGAAAUGAUCCAAUUCAAUCCAACUUUAUUUGUGAAGCACUUUAAAACAAACACAGUGGAUAAAAUAAUGGAUAAAAGACAGAAAUGCUCACACCAGGCACACAAGUACAUAUAAAAAAGGAAUCAAUACGGCAUAUUGAUAUAUCAUUUUGAGCUCAUAUUGUCUGCCACAACUGUUGCUUUUCCCAAAAAAGUUGGGCUUUUUUUUUUUUUUACUUUUACUUGACUGACCAGACAAGACACUCCGUGGCCCUCAGGUCAUUUGAGUUUGAGACCCCUGCUCUAAAUUGACUGCAGGUGUGAGUAUGAGAUCGAUUGGUGCGUUUGCCCUUUGGUGUAACCCACCUUUCGCCCUAUGUCAGCUGGAAUUGACUCCAACCCCGCCACGGCUCUCGUGUGGAGGAGAAAGUGGUAGACGAUGAGUGAGUUAAUGCACUGUGUGGCUCAUUUUUGUUUUCCUCUGUCAUUUGCAUUUAGAGUCCGAUCGUCUUUCUCAGAUGAUUGUUUUCCCUGUUUGGGUCAAAUCUUGUACCACACACACACACACGUGCUGAAACCCUUGAAACGCAGUAUAUUUGAUGACUAAAUAUAUUAAAAGUGUGUGAAGAGUUUUGCUCUUCAAGGUGUGUAGAGCUCGAGGACAAAUCUUAAGAAUCUAUGCUAUAAUUAACAAAGUACAUACACUUCCCCAUACUGAUAAUUGAGAUCAGACUUCAUUAAAUGCACCUUUGCAGCUGCCAAUUUCCUUGCCCGCCUUUCAAAGAAUACAAAAGCGCUCGAGGGUUUUUCGAGAUGCUUGUCGGUUUGUCUUUGUUGCGCGAGUGUGUUUGUUUGAUACAUUGAAAUGAAAGAAUUGUGUAAUAGGUCUCUGAUUUACCUGUACAAAGAAUAAAAGGACUGAAUAACAA